Stegastes partitus (bicolor damselfish) is the source of this 6430-nucleotide messenger RNA. Its product is annotated as nicotinamide phosphoribosyltransferase-like. The transcript is spliced from 10 exons. Gene Ontology annotation, biological process: NAD+ biosynthetic process. NCBI's taxonomy places the organism in Eukaryota, Metazoa, Chordata, Actinopteri, Pomacentridae. Gene Ontology annotation, molecular function: nicotinamide phosphoribosyltransferase activity. The record is from RefSeq and is a predicted model, not a curated record. The annotation marks the transcript as partial.
AUCACACACUACAAACAGUAUCCUCCAAAUGUCAGCAAAAUCUACUCAUACUUUGAAUGCAGGCGCAAAAAAGGUUCACAGUUCAGUGAAGUGGUGUUCUUUGGACUUCAGUAUCUACUGAAAAAGUAUCUCACAGGCCCAGUGAUCACAGAGCAGAAGAUUCAGGAAGCCAAGCUUUUCUACCAGAUGCACUUUAAACAGGCUGUGUUCGAUGAAGAGGGCUGGAGGAAGUUACUCGAGAAACAUGAUGGCCGCCUCCCUAUCCGGAUCAAAGCUGUUCCUGAGGGCAGAAUCAUACCGAGAGGCAAUGUGCUCUUCACUGUGGAAAACACUGAUCCCAACUUCUACUGGCUCACCAACUACGUUGAGACCAUGCUGCUCCAGAUGUGGUAUCCCAUCACAGUAGCCACCAUAUCCAGGGAGUUUAAGAAGAUCCUUGCCAAACACCUUAAGGCUACCUCAGGGAGUCUGGAAGGCCUGGACCUGAAAUUGCAUGACUUUGGAUACAGAGGGGUGUCCUCACAGGAGUCUGCAGCAUUAGGUGGAGCAGCUCAUCUGGUUAAUUUCUGCAGUACAGACACAGUCGCCGGGCUGCUGAUGGCUCAACGAUAUUAUGGCUGUCCAAUGGCUGGCUUCUCCAUUCCAGCAGCUGAGCACAGUACCAUCAUUUCAUGGGGACGGAGCAGGGAGAAGGAGGCUUUUGAGCGAGUCCUAGACCAAUUCUCCUCUGGGCCAGUGUCAGUGGUCAGUGACAGCUACGACAUCUUUAACGCUUGUAAGCACAUCUGGGGAGACAAGUUAAAGGAACGAGUCAUGGAGCGCAGCCAGGACUCUUGUCUGGUCAUCCGUCCUGACUCCGGAGACCCGGCAGAGACUCUUAUUGAGGUCAUCAAGAUUUUGGAGGAGUGUUUUGGCUGCUCUCUGAACUCUAUGGGAUUCAAGGUGCUGCCCUCUUACUUGCGAAUCAUCCAAGGAGAUGGCAUUGACCUCAGCUCAGUAGAUGAGAUUCUCCAGAAGCUGAGCGAUGAAGACUGGAGUGCUGAGAACGUCUUCUUUGGUUGUGGCAGUGCGUUGCUUCAGAAACUCAACAGAGAUACACUCAGCUGUGCCUUCAAGUGCAGCUAUGUGGAGUCCAAUGGCAAGGGGAUGGAUGUGUGCAAGCAGCCGGUGACUGACCCAUCCAAGGGGUCAAAGAGAGGCAGAUUGUCACUGAGGAGAAACUCUGAUGGCUUCUUGGAGACAGUAGAGAGAGGAGCUGGCAAGCCAGAGGAGGACCUGCUGGUGACUGUUUUUGAGAAUGGCAGCCUGGUGCAGGACUACUCCUUGGAGGAGAUCAGGAAAAAUGCUAGACUGCGGGACGAGGAGCUGAAUCCCACCCUGCACAAUCAGGAACAGGAGCUGCUACACAAUCGCAUCAUCAACGGGAUUCAUUAGAACCACAAAACCUGUCACAUCCAUAGGAUGCUGUGGUUGUGUUGGAAUGAAGACUAUAUAGUCUUAGAAGGCAGCCGUCACAGUAGAAACUAAACAUGUUGAAGGGGAGUGAGAAGCUGUUUCUCCUAACGGUCACCACCAAGCAUGAACAUCCCAUCACCACCACAACCAUAAUCCAAGGAGACCAAUGAUAACACUUUCUUCAGGUAGACCAGUCUCUUUCACUCUGGCACAACCGAUGAGACAGCAUACUGGUGUUGCAGGACAGCUGCUGUGUGCGCCUGUGUCGCCACACUUGCACUGUCCUGUCAUCCCACGACCAGAACUAAAGCUCAGGGUCACAUAUGGUAUUUAGAUUUUUUCUUCUUUCCUUUCAAACUCUUUGAGUUUGGGCUUGUUUCCAACACUAGAGCCGAAAUAUUUAAGUGUAAGACUUUUUCCUACUGAUAUGCAGCAUUUUCAGGACAAAAAUGUCAUCAGCUUCCAAAUAUUUCAAGUUUCCGUCAGAUUUCUUUUCUUCAGUGUUCAUAUUAGAGUUAAAAAUUCUUUAAGCAGCAUUUUAGACUGCAAGACACAGUCAUUUACUAUGACAAAAGAAAAACAUGAAUCAUAUUAUGGGUUAUAGUCGUAGUGCUACAUCAUCAGGAAGGGUUACACUGAGUGCUUAAUACAUGAUAUUUCAUGUAAGUCGAUGUUUGCCUACUUUCUGCCGUUUUCUCUCUUUGUUUUUUCCAAGUUCACAGCAAUUUGGUUUGUGUGAUCCAGAUCCAAAAAAACACACUUCAGCUUUCACAACACUGAAGAGUACUGCAAAAAAAACAUAAAGCACGUAAUGCUGCAUGGCCAUAUUUUUAACAAAAAAACAAAGCAGUUGUCAUGGUGCUGGCCCACAGGGCAGCAGGUGUUUGAUAUUUAUGAAUAUACAAUGGACAGAUAGUCAUAGGAAUACACUGUGUCAAAUAUUUAAAUAAACCAACAACUUGUGAAUUAACUGGAAGAAAUGACUGAAACUUGCUUAAUGAAUGUGAAAUAUGCAUUUUUAGAAUACAUGAUCAAAUUCAGGGUUUUAUAGGAGUUUUUAUUUCAUUAUAGACAUUUGUAACUUCAUCGUGGCACUUUUUAUGACAGUGCUGUUGUCAGUCGUCACCUACCUGCUACCUCUUAUGUUAGCAAGCUCCUGUCAGCUAAAGCAGCAAGAAUCAAAGUUAUUCUGAACUGCCAAGCUGUAAAUUCACACAGAAACAGUAACUACAGAUCUAAGUGUUGAUAGAUUAGUUUAACAAGACUGCUAAAGGGUGUGGAUUAUUACUGGCUAGAGCAACCACAGGAAAUAAAGCACCGUAGUUCCUGUGUUUAGAUUUUUUUCACAGCAGAAGUCAAGACAGUUCAUUCAUAUUGAAUCUAACAUUGCCAUUGCUCGUGCUAACAGGAGGUAAAAAGCUUAAUCUGUGAGCAUUUGUUGAGCAAGCUGGCUUAAAAGACUGAGACUAUGCUUGGCUGAAAGUUGACACCAUCACUGUCAUGAAAGGAGGCGUUCAGAAACAAGAAGUGACAGUGUGGAAUAAAACAUCAACAUGAGCUUUAAAGUCUUUCCCAAGUUAUUGUUCCAUUUAUGUGUUUUGCACAAUUGCUUCCUGUGACCAUUCAUUCUCUGCAUUCAUUCAGUGACUACGUCCAUGUGCAGUUUCACUUAAAUGUCUUGUCAGCAUGGAGGAUACUAGUGUUGCACAAAUAUCUGGUCACAUGUUCUGUCAUUCUUCAGUGAUUUAUCUUUUUCAGCUGCUGUUUGCUGGAGGGGUUGUGUUGCGCUACUUUUCUCUGUAAAAUAUCCUAAAAGUAUUCUAUUUGAUUCAAAUCUGACAGCAUACUUGGCCAUGUCACAAUUUUCAUUUUUUUCUUAAUUAGAAACUGUUGUGUGAUUUUGGCAGUGUGCUUUGGAAUUUGUCAUGCUGGAACAUUACUCUACUGCCAAGCUCUUGCAGACUGGGAGUCAUCUGGUCAGCCAGGAUGUUUUUGUUCAUUCAAGGUGCAUCCAUAGAUGUCUCUAUAUGUCAUCUCUCCAUCAGCUUUUUCACUCAUGCAGCCCCAUAUCAUCACACUACCACCUCCAUGAUGUUGGAAAUAUGCAUUCACUGUGGAAGUCCUGGCCAGGUUCUUUUCCAACAGCUGGACCCGAUUUUAGCCAAACAAAUCUUGGUCUCAUCUGACUAUCAUCUGAUCAUCUGCUCCCAAUAUUAAUAAGACUUCUUUUCAUGUUUGUAGCUAAGUGUCGCCUUACAGUUUUGUCCCAAAGAAAUUUUUUUUUUCUCCUUGGACGCCAUCAGUAGCAUUUGAUGUUAUGUUUUGUCCUUUAUCAUGUUGAGCAGUCACAGAAACUCCUAAUAUCCAUUAAAUACCCCUCUUUAAAGUGUUAACCAUCUGCCCAUCUGUUUUUCAGGGCGACGUUGUGAAAAUAGCACACUGUCCAUGCCAUCAUUUUAGGAUGGUCUCUGUGACUUUUAUUAGUUGUCUCAUGGUUUAUUUUAUACCACCUACUUACUACUGCAACUGUGUUUUGACUGAUCUUUUGUUCAAUGCUCCUAUAAUCGUUUCUGUUGUUGUGAAGUCUCACAGUCAGAUUUUUCAUCCCAUACAUGUACCUAUAAACUGAGGAAGCUCUGAUGUUCGCUGCUCAUGUUAUGUAGAUGGGCAUGCAGUCAGGCUGACAUCACAUGUGUUUGUAAUUUGGUUUCAGUGAUCAGGGGUUUUCUAACUUGUGAGUAAUCACAGGUGUGUUCAUUUAUUUGAGUUUCUGUGUGGGAAGUGUGUAUUUUCAAGAUAGUCUUCCUCAAGAAUUUGUUUUCAGUCGUUCAGAAGAGGAAAUCAUCAGGGAUUUUUAUGACAUUGCACAGUAGUGUACUCACUUCUGGUGUGCACUGUAGCUGCAUGUUCAUUUCUUUGAUUUUAGACACUUUAACACUCCUUUGCAUCAUCAGGUCUUCUGAUCAAUUCUGCUGUAUCCAAAUUGUGAGUUUGAUUUCACUGCUCUCUGUUUUUAUCUUGUAUUCCCAUUUAAACACUUAAACUGCCACAUUUCUUAAUUUAUUCUGUUUUGAUAAGAUUCAACAAGAUGCAGGUAUUGAUCAGGGAUUAUAAUAACCAGAACUAAUGGUCUGACUUGACCAAUCUACGUACCUGAAAGUAAACGUGCCUCAGCUGUCACCUGUAGGGACAGAAAGGUAUCUGUAGGUAGAUACUGAUGGUAGGAAGACACCAUGUGGUGUAUUGUAGGUGCUGCUUUGCUUUUAAUGGCCUUUUGACUUUUGUUUGGUUUCCAUAAAAACAGUUUUGCUGCUCUAAAGACACAUAGCACAGUAAAGGCACAUCAAACUCUGCUCACACACAAUGUAUGCCUCCUCUGUCACUUGUAAUGUCAGUGUUGUCAAAUGUGCUGUAGGACCAUAAAGGUCUGUGUUAUCUUUUAUGUGAUUAUGACAAAAUUGUGAUAUGGGGAUGUGAUGGCUUUCAGUUCUCACAUCUAAAUAAAUGAAGUAACAUCUAACUACAGCCUGUCAGAGACUACCGUUUGGAUUUUAUUAAAGUUUAGGAUUUUAUUCUUGUAAAAUACAUAAAGAACAUUUGAAUAACAUUUUUGUUUUUAAUCGUAGUUUCAUCAUGUAAUCUGUAAUAUUGUAGUAGGUAAAAUGACACAAAGACAAUUUGUCUUUGACAUUUCAAACCAAAAGAGAAGAAUAAAUUAAAAACAAAACAAAGCACUGUUUUUACACACUUUUUACUUUUUGUUUUGUUUUUAACAUCCUUUGCUGUCCGGCAGUGUCGAUUUUUGACUAAUGACUUAUUUUGGUUGAGCAGAUAAACCCUGGAAGGCAGACAGGACAAUAAACUGCCAUCACUUAUAGUAAUGUAGGCUUGUUAUUGUGCACUGCCCAGGCAUUGCAAAUGACUGCAUUGUGCAGUACAAUACACUGAAUAAUGUCAUGUGGUAUUAGCGUUUAUUAAGUAACAAAUUAUCUGUUUGAGAUCUCUUAGUUCAGUAAUACAGGUCAAGAGCAGGUUGAGUACAACCUGUUCAAAGUUUGAUUUGAUUGGCAGAUGAACCUUGGAUUGACUUGAGAACAGUCUGAUGCACAGCAUGUCACCAGUUACUUCAUGAUGAAGUUCCAUCGUAACUCUUUAUGUGCCAACAUUUCUUCCACCGACCUUGUGCACAAUGGGCAGUACCACUUUGGCACAAGUAGAUUUCUAUAUAAAUGUCUGUAUCUACAUGUAAACUGUGUUUAGAGGAUUCAGACUGGUGUAGAGCCAGUCUUCUUAUCAGCUGUCCUAACCAAAGUAAUAUUAGUGGGCAGGUAACAGCAUAGAAAAUGUUAACUUCUUUAACAGAAACCAGCCAGUGGAAGUAUGGGAAAUGUUUGAUUAAAGGCAACUUUAGGUGAUUGGCUGAGUGACUUCAGUCAGUCAGGGCAGAUGGGCAGUCACAUGAAAACACCAGCUAGUCAUGCCUGAGGGUUUAAACUCUAUAAUAACCUGCAGGCCUGUGUUCAGGAUGAGUUUACCUGAUCCUUCGAAGUAUCGAUAUGCAUUAAAUACAUGUGAAUUUGUUAGACUGGUGAGUGCCAAUUCAUUUUAAGUAUGGUUUAUUCUUACUCUCUUUCAUGCCUCUUUAUUUUCUGUUAACAUGGUUGUCUUUUUUUUUUUUUUUGUAAUUUUUAUUUUUUAUCCUAAGCAACAUAUUCUGUAGUAAUUGGCUGAGUUUCAGACUGCAGGUCAGAGCUGUUUGAUUUCCACUCUAUACACAUGAGUGAUGGAGUAGGGAUACAGUUUGCCUCCAACAGUGGAAACACGAUUGUCUCCUCUGUGCCAGUACCAGCAUUAAUAAUACAUGUAAUUAUGUUGUUGCUUUUAACUGAUCUGUAUCUUUGUAAUCCUCUGUUUGUAAUUUCAUGUGUUUUAAAAACUGACUUUUUAGAAGAUUAAAGAAAAUCUGAAAUUUUUU